CGCCGGAUUCGGCGGGCAAGCUGUGUUUGGAGCAUCAACAAGCACCACCGGUGGCUUCAAAUUUACCACCACGGACACCAAAGCCAGUUUUAGUGCUACAGAGACUGUCUCAACAGGUGGGUUUGGGGCCAAGCCAGCCUUUAGCGCCAGUGGUGUAGCCUCCGCUCCUUCCUUUUCCUUCACCACAGGCAGUGAUAAGGAUGCUGGUGCUCCCAGCUUCGGUGGAGGCAGUCCGUUCGGGGGCGACACCCCUUCUUUUGGAAGCAAGACUUUUGGACAAAUGUCCGGCGGUCCGUCCGGAUUUCCGUCCUCUUCUACUUCAUCAAACUUCCCUUCUGCAGGGGUGGCAAUAUUCGGGAGACAGGACCAAACGGAACAGAGUUCCGUCUUUGCCAAACCAGAGGAAACGAAAACAGGAGCUGCAGCCGUAUUUGGAGGAAAGGGACAAGACACGACAAACCAGAGUAAAGAAGCGGUUCUUGCCGGCGAAGGGAGGGAGGGCAGCCCUAGCAGGAGGCCAGUUAUCGACAGGAGCUCGAUUUUGAAGCGAUCGCGAGCUGACGCUGGUGACGAUGCUACCAAGAAAGUCAGCAGAAAGAUAAAUGUGGAGCCAAGCACAUCAGGACAGCCAAAAAGUCCUCAGAAGGCCGCAGCGGCAGUGGGGGCGGCAGAAGAUGACACUGAACUGGAACCGUAUAAACCCCUUGCACGGCCCAGUGAUACUGAACUGGAACCCUACAAACCCCUGGCACGGCCCCGGCUGUCAUCCUCCGACUCACAGUCAGGCACCAGGCGGUUCCUGACAAAAGAGGAGGUCAGCACACGGACAACCCUACGCUGCUCGGACGUCCCUAAAAUGUGCAACGACAAGGAAUUCCUCAGAAGGCACUUUUCCAAGUUUGGAAAGGUGGUCAGAGUCAACCCGAACCGCGACAAAAACACUGCUCUCAUCUCCUUUGCCGAUCAUAAAUCAGCCUCGGAGGCCAAGAAAAAGGGUCGGCUGCUGCAGAAGAACACUCGACCAAUCACGAUCUUUUGGGGAUCUGGCAAGACUUCUCCCAAGGGGAAGGCUGCAGCAGGUGGGGCAGAGUCCACAGACAGCAGUGUUGUAUAA
This is a messenger RNA of Branchiostoma floridae (Florida lancelet), 1114 nucleotides long. Its product is annotated as germinal-center associated nuclear protein-like. Bases 281 to 1114 code for a protein of 277 amino acids. Gene Ontology annotation, molecular function: RNA binding. Lineage: Eukaryota; Metazoa; Chordata; Leptocardii; Amphioxiformes; Branchiostomatidae. Gene Ontology annotation, cellular component: nucleus. The transcript has 4 exons. The record is from RefSeq and is a predicted model, not a curated record.